Messenger RNA from Peromyscus maniculatus bairdii (prairie deer mouse), 1556 nucleotides. Its product is annotated as sphingolipid delta(4)-desaturase DES1-like. Gene Ontology annotation, biological process: ceramide biosynthetic process. Gene Ontology annotation, cellular component: membrane. Gene Ontology annotation, molecular function: sphingolipid delta-4 desaturase activity. The record is from RefSeq and is a predicted model, not a curated record. NCBI's taxonomy places the organism in Eukaryota, Metazoa, Chordata, Mammalia, Rodentia, Cricetidae.
GGGGCGAGCUAGGCUCUGCCCCCUCUGUUACUUUACUCAGCCUGGCACAGGCACCUGCACACCAGAGCCUGCAGCAUCCUCUGCCUCCUUUGCUUUCAGGAGGUUGGACCUGGUGCAGAACCCAGAGAAGUCCGCGCCCAGCCAUGGGGAGCCGCGUUUCUCGAGAAGAUUUUGAGUGGGUCGACACGGAUGAACCGCAUGCGCAGAGGAGACGAGAGAUUCUGGCAAAGUAUCCAGAGAUAAAAUCCUUGAUGAAACCUGACCCCAACCUCAUCUGGAUCAUAACUCUGAUGGUUCUCGUCAAGCUGGCUUCAUUUUACUUAGUGAAAGACCUGGACUGGAAAUGGGUCAUAUUUUGGGCCUUUGUCUUUGGUACCACCAUUAACCACUCAAUGACUCUGGGGAUCCAUGAGAUUUCUCACAAUUUCCCAUUUGGCCACCACAGGGCGCUGUGGAACCGCUGGUUUGGAAUAUUUGCUAACCUUCCUAUUGGGGUUCCAUACUCGAUUUCUUAUAAAAUGUACCACAUGGAUCACCAUCGAUACCUUGGAGCUGAUGGCAUUGAUGUGGAUGCUCCUUCUCACUUUGAAGGCUGGUUCUUCUGCACCACUUUCAGGAAGCUUAUGUGGGUUGUUUUUCAGCCUUUGUUGAUUUUUCUUCGACCUUAUUUUGUCAACCCCAAACCAGCUACUUAUCUGGAAACUAUCAAUAAUGUGACCCAGAUCACUUUUAACAUUAUAAUUUACUAUGUUUUUGGAAUUAAAUCUUUAGUCUACAUGUUGACAGCCUCCCUGCUUGGCAUGGGUUUGAACCCAAUUGCUGGGCAUUUUAUAGCUGACCAUUACAUGUUCUUAAAGGGGCAAGACACCAACUCAUAUUAUGGGCCUCUGAACUUUCUCAUGUUCAAUGGGGGCUACCAUAAUGAACAUCAUGACUUCCCUAGUAUUCCUGGAAGCCGCCUUCCACAGGUGAGGAAAAUAGCAGCUGAAUACUACGACAAACUCCCCCAUCACGACUCCUGGGGGAAAGUCUUGUAUGAUUUUGUGAUGGAUGACACACUGAGUCCCUACGCCAGGGUGAAGAGGCUUCCAAAAGGGAAUGAGGUUCUGGAGUGAAUAUCACCAGAGCCAAAGAAAACCCUUUCCAAAGCUUUAUUAUUAUAAAUGAUAUGUGGCAAUAUCUCCCCACCCUGCCUCUCUCACUGGUAAUUAUCUUAGGGCAUCAUACAUGCGCAGCAAGAGCUCCGCCAAUGAGCUCUGUCCCCAGCCUGAUUUGGCCUGCUUAAACUUGGACCAGUGAUGGUCAGAAGCUGUCUCGCUGCAAUUUAAAAUCAGAUUUCUAUGAUAUCAUGAAUUCACUCUGGUUUUCAGUCGGCCUGACUGUUACAGUGCUCACCUCCGCUUACAGGGCAUUUGCUUAUUGAAUUAUAUCAUUCCUGGUGGUGUCUUUAUCUAUGUCUAUCACUUUGUAAGCACAUCAUGAAUUGCCUACCUUACGACAAGAUUUUUACCAUUAAAUUUUACUUUAAUAAAAAAGCUAACCAAGUGCACUAUGAA